Cantharellus anzutake is the source of this 2027-nucleotide messenger RNA. RefSeq lists its product as uncharacterized. Lineage: Eukaryota; Fungi; Basidiomycota; Agaricomycetes; Cantharellales; Hydnaceae. The coding region runs from base 116 to 1816 and encodes 566 amino acids. Gene Ontology annotation, molecular function: catalytic activity. The record is from RefSeq and is a predicted model, not a curated record. The transcript has 7 exons.
GAGCCCAGGUCGCAGGUUCUCCCAUGGAUAAUCGAUCCAUUGAUGAGUCGGACAAAUAUGGAUGUACACAUGCGUGGAAAACAAUUGAUAUGUGCAAAGGACGAAGAAUUUGGGCAUGCUCCCAGACAUGCUACUUUUCUUUUAUUCUCUUGCCACACUCUGUAUCGUGUCAGCGCUUGCAUGGACAGCACUUCGGAAUCACAUUAUCAACACGACGACGGUUAUCCCUCAGCUCAGGCUUCUCCAUCCCAAACGCAAUAGGAAGAAGGUUCAGGGGACAGCAGUGGUGGCUGGAGGAAGCAUUGCAGGAUAUGCUACUGCUCGCGUUCUGUCUGAUCAUUUUGCACGUGUUGUAAUCAUUGAGCCGGACUACCGAAUCAAGAGAACUGCGACGCGCGUCGCUCAGCGUGGUCACCCUCAUUUCCCAAUGCCGAUGAUGAUUCUCAUCUGCCGAGCCCUUUAUUCAGAUUUUGAUGAAGUCGCUGCAAAGAUGGGCUGUAAAGUUCACUCACCCUUCCGAAGGUGGAUAGUUGGCACGUUUUGGUUUUGUAACUGGAGGACCACAACAGCAAACCCUUCACUCGAGUAUCAAAGGGUCGAGCUGGAAAAGACCCUCCGCAAACUUGCUGCUUCUUAUGCGGGGGAUUCUUUGGAAGUUAUCCAAGGAACCGUUACCCGCUUGCACGCUUCUCCAAGGCCACUUUCCGCUUCCAUCUCUGCCGUGUCCUACAAAGCUUCGAUGAAAUCAUCUGAGACCGUCACAAUACCCUGCGUAUUUUUCGCGGAUUGCAGUGGAGCAAGUGCAAUAGCAUCGAAAUUGCUUCCCGAGGCGAUUGUCAAUUACUCAGAGGCUGGUUCCACAGAAGCUGCAAUGGGGCUGCAGUGGGGCCCAUAUACUCGCCAUUCAUAUGUUCCAAAAGUCAUGGCCAGAUGCUUUUAUGUUCCUGUGAAGGACGAGAAGUUGAAACAACAAAUUGCCGACUUAUUACCACGGAAUGACCCCAACUGGGGAAACUGGAAUGAACUGAGGACAUUGCACUUCCAAAGCCCUGGUAUUGAUAUGGAUGGCAGUGGAGGAGGUCCAAAAGAAGGGAUCCUUAUUCAGAAGGUUCUGGAUAAUGAAUUGCUUAUCAGUUACUCCAGUCUGGGUGAUGUGACAAUGCCUAUGAAUCUUGCUCAACUCAAUCUGGUUGUUCGUGAUGUGCAUGAGGAAUUAUUCAAGCUCAAUCCGUCACUGAAGGACAUUUCACUUUGGGUGUAUGCCCUAUUUGACCUUCUCCAGGAGAGUCAAGUAGAUGAUGAGAUCCAAAUCCUCUCUGCCAGUGCUAAAAUGUAUUCCUCAUGGUACAUCGACUACUUAUCAGCACCCACACCCAACAAUUUUGUUGCUAUCGGAGAUUCUGCUAUGUGCGUUAAUCCCAUCUUCUCCCAAGGGAUGAUGAAGGCACUGCAGAAUGCAGUGAUGCUGAACACAACAUUACACAAGCACAUCACUGGAUUUACCACUGAUACCGAUGCCGCCUUAUUACCGAUUUCACGUUCCUAUUUUGCACUAGCCAAUCAAGUCUGCCUACACAUGUACAUCUUUAACCGCAUGUUUGAUUAUGGCUACCCAACUACAAAACCCCAAGAAGGGGAAACUUUGGAAUAUGGUGCUAGGUUCAGGGUAUAUUGGAAGUAUCUGAAUAGAGCCAGUCAGAAGAGUACAAUGGUGGCAAAUGUCCUUGAGGAAGCACUUGGGGGACUUAGGCCAGGUCUAGAUUUGUUUAGUCCUCUAGUGGUGGGAAGGGUUUUGUGGGAAUGGUUUCAAGGCUGAAUGUCAGGGCACCAAGCUGCUUGGAUUGAGGAUUCUGGAGGUGUUGAUGGAGUUAUCACUCAGGGAAUGAGGGUCUGCUUCAAUGGGAGUGGGGGUGUGGUCUGUGGUGAGGACUCCAGCUGAGCAGCAAGGGGGAAGUAUUACAUCAUGUAUAUUAUGCACAACAUACUUGAGCACCAAGGGGAAGUGGAAGAAAAAACUGCUUUCCUCA